AUGUUCCAAUCCUUGACGAUGCUUCAUAUUUUCAACAUCUUUCAGGUGACGAUAAGUUACAUAGAAACUGCUGGAAGCACUACAACUCGUCAAAAGGCUCUCAAAGAACAGUACUUUUUCUCAUGCAAUUGUCCCCACUGCAUAAAAGCCCAGUUUGAUGAUAUUCAAGAAAGUGCAAUUCUAGAAGGUUACAUAUGCAAGGAUAAUGCAUGUAAUGGUUUCUUGCUUCGUGAUUCUGACAACAAAGGAUUCAUAUGCCAGCAGUGUGGACUCUUUAGGGACAAGGAAGAAAUUAAGAAUAUUGCUAGUGAAGUGAAAGUAGUGUCAGAGAAAGCCUCCUUGACACUUUCUGCUGGUCGUAUCCUCUGAAGUUUGGACUGAACUAGUAAUCUCCAAUGGAAGUUUGUUUUUGCGGAAACCCUUCCCUUUCCUUCUUAUACCGUUGAUCAAAGUAGGUUGUGUUCUUAUCAAUGUUUGUGCUAACCUGGGAAAAACAUGAACAAUUUAAAAAGGCCAACAUGAUGUUGUAACUGGAGGAAGUAUACUGGAAACUUCCUUGAGAAAAUGUUGUGUUUGAUCACCGAUCCAAAAUAAAAAGUCUUCUUUGACAGUCAAGAGUUCAGAUAAAACUGAAGCUAGU
Messenger RNA from Ilex paraguariensis (yerba mate), 640 nucleotides. NCBI's taxonomy places the organism in Eukaryota, Viridiplantae, Streptophyta, Magnoliopsida, Aquifoliales, Aquifoliaceae. The record is from the annotation of a GenBank genome assembly.